CCACCCACCAACCACCAUAUUGAAAAAUAUAUCAGUUUAUCGAUGAUGUGAAGUCUCGAUGAUGAAUUAGUGAUUGUGAUAUUGGUGAAUAUUGAUGUUUCUCAGCAAAAAUGUCUGGAAAUUUUGGAAUGCAACAGCUCAUACCCAUUGUCAACAAAUUGCAAGAUGCAUUUGUUCAAAUGGGUGUGCAUAUGUCCCUAGAUCUACCACAAAUUGCGGUAGUGGGUGGUCAAUCAGCAGGAAAAAGUUCAGUGUUAGAAAAUUUUGUCGGCAGGGAUUUCUUGCCCCGUGGGUCUGGUAUUGUAACCAGACGACCAUUGAUUCUACAAUUGAUAAAUGGAAAUGCAGAAUAUGCCGAGUUCCUGCAUUGCAAGGGCAAAAAGUUCACAGACUUCAAUGAAGUACGUUCUGAGAUUGAAUCUGAGACAGAUCGCAUCACUGGAUCUAACAAAGGCAUUUCCCCAGUGCCUAUCAACUUGCGAGUCUAUUCACCAAAUGUACUCAACUUGACGUUGAUCGAUUUGCCCGGGCUCACGAAGGUGCCCAUCGGCGACCAGCCUAUAGACAUCGAACAGCAGAUCAAAGCCAUGAUCUUCCAGUUCAUCAGGCGCGAAUCCUGCCUCAUUCUCGCUGUCACACCAGCCAACACCGAUCUGGCGAACAGCGAUGCCCUUAAACUUGCCAAAGAAGUGGAUCCACAAGGUCUGCGCACAAUCGGUGUGAUCACCAAGCUGGAUCUCAUGGACGAGGGCACGGACGCGCGCGACGUGCUCGAGAACAAGCUGCUGCCGCUGCGGCGCGGGUACAUCGGCGUCGUCAACCGCUCGCAGAAGGACAUCGACGGACGCAAGGACAUAUCCGCAGCGCUGGCCGCGGAGAGGAAGUUCUUCCUUAGCCACCCAUCCUACCGCCACAUCGCGGACCGGCUCGGCACACCGUACCUGCAGAGAGUGCUCAACCAACAGCUCACGAACCACAUCAGAGACACGCUUCCAGGUCUACGGGAUAAACUGCAGAAGCAACUGCUAGCGCUCGAGAAGGAUGUGGAACAGUACAAGCACUUCCGACCUGAUGAUCCGUCUAUCAAGACUAAGGCUAUGCUGCAAAUGAUCCAGCAACUGCAAACAGACUUCGAGAGAACGAUCGAAGGUUCUGGAUCGGCGCAGAUCAACACGAACGAGCUGUCGGGCGGUGCCAAGAUCAACCGCUUGUUCCACGAGCGGUUCCCAUUCGAGAUUGUAAAAAUGGAGUUCGAUGAGAAGGAACUGCGUAGGGAGAUCGCUUUCGCUAUCCGAAAUAUUCACGGUAUUAGGGUUGGUCUGUUCACACCCGACAUGGCGUUUGAGGCAAUCGUAAAGAAGCAGAUAGCUCGACUAAAGGAGCCUUCUCUCAAGUGCGUGGAUCUCGUUGUGCAGGAGCUCUCCAACGUAGUGCGCGUUUGUACGGAAAGGAUGUCCCGCUACCCACGCCUCCGCGAAGAGACGGAACGCAUCAUAAUGUCGCACGUGCGUUCCCGCGAGCAGCAGUGCAAGGACCAGCUCGUGCUGCUCAUCGACUGCGAGCUGGCCUACAUGAACACCAACCACGAGGACUUCAUCGGGUUCGCCAACAAACGACGGCACACAUCUUAUAAUGAUGUUGAUGAAAAUAAUCGCGCACAGAAUCAGUCUGAAAAUGCGGCUAAGUCAGGUCACCGGGCGCUCGGGAACCAAGUCAUCAGGAAAGGGUACAUGUGCAUACACAACUUGGGAAUAAUGAAAGGAGGCUCCCGCGACUACUGGUUCGUGCUCACGUCGGAGAGCAUCUCGUGGUUCAAGGACGAGGAGGAGCGCGAGAAGAAGUACAUGCUGCCGCUCGACGGGCUCAAGCUGCGCGACCUCGAGCAGGGCUUCAUGUCGCGCCGCCACAUGUUCGCGCUCUUCAACCCGGAGGGCAGGAACGUGUACAAGGAUUACAAGCAACUGGAAUUGUCAUGCGAAACCCAAGACGACGUGGAUUCCUGGAAGGCGUCGUUCCUCCGAGCUGGUGUGUACCCAGAGAAGACUUCAGAAGCGGCCAACGGCGAAGAGGGCGAAGGAAACGAGAGGAGUAAUUCUGACUCGAGCGGCACAAGCAGUAUGGACCCGCAGCUAGAGAGGCAAGUGGAGACGAUCCGGAAUCUGGUCGACUCGUACAUGCGCAUAGUCACCAAGACCACGAGGGACCUCGUGCCGAAGACGAUCAUGAUGAUGAUCAUCAAUAAUGCCAAAGAUUUCAUUAACGGCGAACUGCUUGCGCACCUGUAUGCGUCUGGUGAUCAGUCGCAAAUGAUGGAGGAGUCGCCGGAGGAGGCGCUGAAGCGCGAGGAGAUGCUGCGCAUGUACCACGCGUGCAAGGAGGCGCUGCACAUCAUCGGCGACGUGUCGAUGGCCACGGUGAGCACGCCCGUGCCGCCGCCCGUGAAGAACGACUGGCUGGAGAGCCGGCUGGACUCCAACCCGCGCCUGUCGCCGCCCUCGCCCGGCGGCCCGCGCCGCGCCGCGCCGCCGCAGCAGAGUUCGCUAGGGCAGCGCGGCGCCCCCCCGCAGCCCGCGGGCGGCGCCGGGCGGCCCGCGCCCCCGCUGCCCUCGCGGCCCGGCGGCGCCGCCCCGCCCCCGCCCGGCUCGCGCCCCGCGCCCGGCGCCGGCCUGCCCGCGCCCCUCAUACCCACGCGUGGGGGCGGCGCGGCGGGUGCUGCCUUGGGCGCAGUGAGCCAGCUGCCGCCGCACAUGCGCCAGCAGGUCAACCAGGCGGUCGGCCAGGCCGUCACCAACGCCGCCAUCAACGAGCUCAGCUCCGCCUUCGCGAGAUUCAACCGCCCGGUGCCAAACGUGCCGCCAAAGCUGCCUGAACGACCGCAGAAUGGACGGCCAUUUUGAACUACGUCCGCUUCGCCGCCAUUUUGUGAUAAUUAUUCAGUGUAAAUAUGUUACUAUUCGUCUGUAUAUUGCUUUAGCGUAAUAUUUAAUGCAUAGCAUUAUUUUCGGUUAAGUAGAAAAGUAGUAUGUAUUAGUAGUAUUCUCUACAUAAUGUUUGAAAUUGAAAAUGGCACGAUUUUUGUAAUCUAUAUUUUUGAAUGUGCUGUAAUACUUAAGCAGGUUUAUUGUUGACAAUAUUAAAUUUUUAUGAAAGAUUUGAUUCGGUAGUCAAUAUUCAUUGAACAGUGUUUAAAUUAAAAGUAUUACUGUGUAAAUCAAGGCAUAAUUUAGUCAAGUGUCUGCAAAAAAUGUAUUUGUGAUUUCUCCUAUGAAUGUUAUUUUAUUAGUAAAAACCUAGACGAGAUUGAUUGUAGAGUAAAUAACAGAAUGUUACCAAUAAAAAUAAUGAAAAAAAUAUAAAAAGUAUUAAAAUUUUAGGUGUAAUAAAAUUAUUUAAUUCAUAGAUUUUGGCUAGAAUUCACAAGUUACAAAUACAAUUUUAAUGAAAUUAUAUUCGUAUUUUCAAUUGCUUGCCAUUCAGAAGGCUAUAAAUAUUCUGUGUUUGCUUCGGAAAUGUUAAAACCAUAGCUAAUA
This is a messenger RNA of Colias croceus (clouded yellow), 3530 nucleotides long. RefSeq names its product dynamin (gene shi). Gene Ontology annotation, biological process: receptor-mediated endocytosis. The record is from RefSeq and is a predicted model, not a curated record. Gene Ontology annotation, molecular function: GTPase activity; GTP binding; microtubule binding. Lineage: Eukaryota; Metazoa; Arthropoda; Insecta; Lepidoptera; Pieridae. Gene Ontology annotation, cellular component: cytoplasm; plasma membrane; microtubule. The coding region runs from base 111 to 2897 and encodes 928 amino acids. The transcript has 20 exons.